This is a messenger RNA of Prorocentrum cordatum, 1534 nucleotides long. Lineage: Eukaryota; Dinophyceae; Prorocentrales; Prorocentraceae. The record is from the annotation of a GenBank genome assembly.
UCUCGUUUGGCAGCAUCAGGAUAAUGACGUGUGCGCCGACAGCUACUCCUGGUGGAGGCUCCACCGGGGGCCCGGACAGCAGGAGUCGGGAGUGGCGCCAGAGCCAUUUUUCGCCCAAGCCCUUGCGGGACCCCCCAGAAAAUUUCAGAUGCGCAGAUUUGUGCUCCGGGAUUCCCUUCGAGAUCGGGGCAUGGGCGGCGCCACGUGCGGGCUGGGCCUGCUGCGCGCGGAGCAGGAGGCAGACUUCGAUUUCGUGGUGGCGCCGGCUCCAGCCCUUGCCCGAGGCCGCGUCGCCAGGAGAGCGUUGGGGCCAUCGGCCCGCGCUGCCGAGGGUGUGCCCCGCAGCCGCGCCCCGGGCGGCGGGCCGCGCAGCACUGCCGGCCGCGCGCGGAAGCCGCCCGGGCGGCACGGCGACUCGCGGCAGCAGGAUGUACAGGUCAUCUUCGACGCUCUGGCCAGACACGCGCUCGACCCGGCGGCGUGCGGCGGCUCGGUCCCGCGCUCCCUCGGCGUCGCGGUAGAUCGGCGUCACCCGCAGGGCGUCCGCGUGUUCCGGGCGGAGGGCAUGCCCAGCAUCCCUGAGGAUCAGCCCCUGGCCUGGUGUGCGCGAGAGAGCAUCCGCUCCGUGGGGGACUGCUGGGUAGAGUCCGCCAGCAUCGUGCACCUGUUCGAGGGAGGAGAGGGCGCACCCCUGCUGGCGCCGGCCAAGGCGUCCGCCGUCGGCCCGGGCCGUCCGCGGCAGUGGCGGAGGCUCAGCUGUCCCCCGCUGCUGCUCCACGCGAAGGAGGCGCUGCUCGGGCGACGGGCCGCGGACAUCAAGAAAGGGCGUGUCGUGAGGCGUGUCGUUCCCGUCGCUCUCGUCGCGGACACGGACACGGAUGGCGCGCCGAAGUCUGCCAGGCAUGCCCCGCGGUCCUCGGGUUAACAGGCCAAGCUCUGCUCGGUUGGCUGCAUGCCACCCGGCGGAAGUCCCAGGAAGGAGGAUCUAGAGGAACAGUUCUUGAUUAGGUCCCGCAUUUGCCUACGUUUUCAGCCGCGCAGGCUACAGUCCAAAGUAAUGUCAGAAGACAAGUUGGCGUGCGAGAGACGAAAUGCAAGCAGUUGUUCUUUCCCCAGGUAGGUAACAUUGUUGCUCACUUGCCAAGACAAACAGGACACCGCCGCCACUUCAAAGCUUUGUCGGAAGACAACAUGGUUGCAUGGUUGGCGACGGCAUGCCGCUGGUUCAAGUGAAUUCGACGCUUGAAAUUACACUGCUACUUCGCAGCGUAGCGGUCUUAUCUGCGCCCAGCGGGCCUGAAGAUGGCGCUUCUUCGAUUGGGAAGGGCCGUCCUGGCCUAUGGAGGGCGCAACAAAAAGGCCCGAGGGCAGGUGGGAGGGUAGAUGGGCAGGCCACCGUUUAAACAGCGCCCUUUCUAAUGCACAUGACAUCCCAGCUUCGUUUUAGCUAGCGUAGAGAGAUCCCUGCCUGUCCGCAGACGACUACUCUCCCUCCUCCCCUCCUCCUCCUCCCCCUCCUCCCUCCUCCUCUCCC